AUGCCACUGGAUCCGGAGAUUUCUAUGGAACAGGCCACAGAGGGUGAAGCUGGAGGACUUUUUAAGAUUGUCCAACCACGCCCUACGUUACUAACCGAGGUUGGGAAAGAUGUGACGCUAACGUGCUUUCAUCCAGAAGGACAAAUAAAUAAAGUGAUGUGGUUCAAACAAGCUAUAGGACAGAAGCCUCUCCUUAUAGCAGAUUCUUAUCACCACUCUCAGCCAAGUGAAUAUCGCAACAAUUUCAAAGAGGGUCAGCGCUUCACUGCGACGAGAGGACAUGGUAGCUUCAAUCUGAGUAUUUCAAAGACGGAAACGUCGGAUUCAGCUACAUACUACUGUGCUGUGUCUUUCAUAAAUAUUGUUUCCUUUGGAGAUGGUGCAGUUUUAAUAAUCAAAGGGCCGGAUGACAACAGAGGAACUAUUCUACAGGAGCCUGUACUGGAACUUAUCCAGCCAGGAGCCAGUGUGACUCUCCAGUGUAAAAUACUCACUGAGAUCUGUGCAGGAGAACACAGCGUUUACUGGUUCAGACAUGGUUCAGGAGAAUCCCAUCCAGGAAUCAUUUACACCCAUGGAAACAGGAGUGAUCAGUGUGAGAAGAGGUCUGAGGCUGGUUCUCCUACACUUAGCUGUGUCUAUCACCUCCCCAAGAAGAAACUCAGUCUCUCUGAUGCUGGAACUUAUUACUGUGCUGUGGCCACAUGUGGAGAAAUACUUUUUGGGACUGGAAUCAGCAUAAAAACUGACGGUGACAACAUGAGGAGCGUUGAUGACCAAACAGACACGCCAGGUUUACAGGGUGAUGGUGUUACUGAGUUGAACUACAUCGCUCUUAGAUUCUCAGGCAGAGGCAUGACUGUAAAGACAGAAAGAGGACAUGAAGAAACGCUGUAUACCGGACUGAAUUGUAUGGAAUGA
Molecule: messenger RNA, 921 nt
Organism: Chanos chanos (milkfish)
Lineage: Eukaryota; Metazoa; Chordata; Actinopteri; Gonorynchiformes; Chanidae
Exons: 5
Coding region: 1-921 (306 amino acids)
Biological process (GO): response to bacterium
Source: RefSeq, a predicted model, not a curated record